UCGAUAGUUUUUGCCCAAUCCUAGUUCAUUUAAUUUUUAAAACUUUUUCAUUGUUUUGGUUUUAUUAUUUAAUUAUUUCUUUGAUUCUACAUCGUAAAAAUUGUAUUUAGCAAAUACUUUCUUUAACAAUUAUAAACAUCAAAUAUUGAAAAUAACGAAUGUAUUAUAUUACGGAGAUUUUAACAUGAGUAAUAUGAAAUGUUGCCGGACAUGCCUUACUACAAGAGAUCUCAAUUCAAUUUUUCUUAUUCCGAGUAAAAGUGAUAAUUAUUCGCACAUAUUAAAGUUAACGACUGGUUUGAAGGUCAGUAAUAUUACUAAAAAUUUGAGACUGGAAAUUCAUAAUCAAUUCCACCGAGAUAGUUAGUUCUUUGGAUUAUAUCUUGGUCAAAUAUGUAUAUAUUAGACAAUAUCUUUUUAUUCUGUGCUAAGAUCAUAAAUUAAUAAACUGAAAUGAACUUAAAUAAUUAGUGUGUAGUGGAGUCUGAAACUAUCAAGUUAAUUUAUUCUUACAACAGAUAAAUAGAAAACUUUUAAUUUUUAUAUCGACAGUAAUAAAUUGUGUGGAAAUCAAAAUGAUCAGUUUUUUAAUUCAUUGUACAUGUCUUGAAUAGUUGAUCUUUUGACUCAAAUAGUUAAUACUCAUAUUUCUUUUUUUAUUUCAGAUUCAUAUGAAUGAUAACUUACCACAAGUGAUGUGUAAAUCUUGUAUAAAUAUCGUUAAUGAACACAUAAAUUUCUUACACCAAUGCAAAAUGAGUCACUUAAUACUACUAAACAGAAUGCAUUUUGUGUCAAACACAGAAGGAUCAAACGAAAAUAAUGACAUAAACAUGCAUAAAGAAACCAAUGAUGAAGAUGAAAACAUAUUAAAAAGUAAUGAAAAUGAUAUGGAUGAAAAAUCAAAUAAUUACUGUAAUAACAAUGGUAUAAGUAGGUCAGCUGAAAAUUUAGGUAUAUUUGAGUCAACAGUUGAAGAUUUAUUAAAAAAACAACUAGACAUCAAGGUUAUAGAUUAUGUGCCAAGGAAAAAAGCCAAAUUAGUUUAUGAAGAAACUGAUGUUAUUACACUUAAAAAGCAUAAUGAUGAGAAAAAAGAUACUAUUGGACCGAUAGAAUGUAAAUAUUGUAAGAAAAUACUUAAAACAAAAAACUCCUUGAGCAGCCACUACAAAAUUCAUUAUGGACCCAAUAUUGUAUGUGAGCAUUGUGGCAAGAAAUUUAUGAGUAAGCGACGGCUGCUGAUGCACUGCAAGUCCAAGCAUGGCUAUGAGAAAACCGACAAAUGUUCUUACUGUGAAUACAAGGGAAGCAAUGCGGAACUCGUUAAGAUUCACGAACGCACGCACACGGGGGAGCGGCCUUACGUUUGCUCGCGGUGCGGCGCCGCAUUUCACAGACGAUCCACUUACUUGCAACACAUGCCUAUACACUUGACUGAAAAGACAGUGCCGGUAUGCUUAUAGUAAAUUCUAAAAUAGCUUUAUUGCUAUUCUUUUAUUUUACACUACCACAAUAUGUCAAAUUUCCGCUAGGAAUUUUGUACUCUAAUCUCAAUACAUUAGGGUUUAAAUUCAAAUGGAGAAAGGAGAAUUUUUAUUUUGGUACUUUAUUCUGAAAAAUCUAACCAAUAUAAAGAAAAUUAUCAUAGCACAUAGACUCAAUCCUUUAUCUUUCAACAAAGUUUCGGGCCUGAAAGUUCCCCCGUUUUAGAGAAUUAAGUUAAAAAAAAUGGUAUUGAUUUUCUAGAAACACUAGUAUUUAUUUAUUUAUUUAUUUACCGACACAAAAUGCCUGAUUUGUUGUUAAUUUGUCACUUUCAGGAUAUGUGAACGGGAUAUGUGAUUUUUUCUAAUCUCAAAAAUUAUCUUGUUUCCAUUACUAUUAAAUUAUUAAGUUAUCAUUAUUAUUAUAAGACCGUAGCUUUUUUUUUUAUUUAUAAUGUAUUAAUCUGGUAAUGACAUGGUUUUUGUGAAUGUCAUUACAACUAUUAGAGCUGGUGAGUUUCUUGCUCGUUCUUCUUAACAGCCAAAAGACGUCCAGAACGAAUGGUAGGGAAAAAAUGUUGGACGAUUCAAAAGUACUUUUAAGAAGUCUAUUUCAAUAAAGAUUAUUUUAACUUUGACUUUAACGAUUAAGUGUUUUGGGUGUUACCCCAAAGCACCUUAUAUUAACUUAGUUCCUAAUAGAUGAAUCAUAUAUCAAUAAAAGGAAAAUAGAGUUCAUAAUUUGUUAAAUAUGUAUUUAUUAUAAUAAGCCACGCGCAAAAUAGACUCAAACUGGGUCUAAACUCCGUUGACGAACUUCGAUUCAUUUAAAAUAUCCACGUAUUUCACAUUUAAAUGUCUGAAAUGACCAAUAAUUAAUAGCAAAUACAAAUAAUGAUUCCACAUUGUCCAAAUAGAUUAAUUCAUAGCAUGGAUUGGAACGUAACUUAGGGACGGGGUUGCCAUAGAUUUUCUUAUUGCACUUAUGUGUUGCUACAUAGAUUAUAAAAUAUCCACCAAAUGAUGCUCAAAUCAGAAAAUAAACAUUUUGGCGGUGUCUAAAAAAAUGAUGUGUAAGGUUUAUUUAUUAUCUAUCGAUUAAUAUAUACUUUAUGCUUGGUUAGAGAUAAUUUGAAUAAAGUACUAGCCUCCAUAUAAAAAAAAAGUUCUCCUUUGACAGUUUUGUAUAGACAAUUAUGUGUUUCUGAAGAUUACAGACUCAAAACUGUUUAAUAAUAUUGAACCUGCUAGUUAGCAUUAAUGACACAUAUUUCAAGGUCAACUAUCGAUCAUUAAACUCGCCAUUAAAAGAACGAUAUCAGAUUAGUCAGAAUACGGUUAUAGUAGUCCUUUUUUUUAUUAAUGGUGACAUGAGUUUUAUAUUUUGUUUUUCCAAAUUGUCUUGAGAGUUAUAAUCUACAGAUUUCAAAUUAACUGUUAAUUCUAUCAAAUAUUUCGUUAAUGUAAUAACAUAAGUAAUGUUUUUUUUUCCAUUAGUGCCCUGAUUGUCCUGCGCUAUUCAAAUCGGUUACGCUGAUGAGAAUCCACAAGAGUCGACAUAAAAGAAGAGCAAAACGCGACAUAAUACGCACAAUAACAUAAAUGAAUAUACCUAUGUCUAAGGUAUAAUAAUAUUAUAUGACAGAACUUCUUGGGGUGGAUGAGUUACAUAUAUUGGACAACUUUUACUAUGGGACCAACACUGAAUUCACGGUCAAAUAAUCAGUGGUUUCACACAAAAUUGUACUAGCUACAAUCGCGAACAGUAUGUAAAGCGUCCAUCUCACGAUAUCCUGGCACAUUAUAAUAUAAUAAAAUGAUAUUAAAAACCACAAAUGUGUAUUGCUAUAGUGAAAUUGACAGAAGAGGUUUUAAGCCGCAUUAGAGAUUGAAUCAGUGGCGU
This is a messenger RNA of Diatraea saccharalis (sugarcane borer), 3390 nucleotides long. The record is from the annotation of a GenBank genome assembly. Lineage: Eukaryota; Metazoa; Arthropoda; Insecta; Lepidoptera; Crambidae.